AGCUGUUCCAAUAUUGAUUUGAAUAACUAGAAUAAUAAAGGUUCGGUUAAGUGCGGCUCAUUUCCAUAUUAGAUUUUGAUUCAGCAAUCAAAAUGAACUCGUUGAUAGGACUAAUUUACUCGUUAACCUUUUUAUACAUUGUUUCUGGCGAUGCUCAAGUUUACAUGCCAUCGGUUGAAGAUGGUGGUGAUGAUGGACAAACUGGACAAUCUGAAGACCCAGUGAACACUCCGAUUAACCAAGAUGAUCAAGCUCCUGCAGCAACACAGCCAGCAGUUAUAACAACAUCUUUGGCUGAUUCAGGAGAUGGUGAAAUCCCGUUCACACAAAAACCUUUUAUUGUUAAAUUGAUUGACAAAUCAAACAAUAUUUACCACAAAGAGAGUAAAGAUCGUCGCUCAUUUAUCCUCAGCAACAUCGAAGCCUACAAAUUACCAGCGAACAAUUUGCUCAUUCGAUCCCGUUUUAUCGGUGCUGUUGACUGGAUUAUACACAAGCCCGAUUUUGAAAGAAAACAUUUACUAUUUACCAGACCGGGACCAGCUGUAAACCAUGGCAAGUCAGCUAAUCAUUUGAAAUUGUUACUUCGUAAUAAACGCCAAGCUGAUUCAUAUGGAAUGCCUAAUCCCGGGAAUGGUCAAGGUCCACCAAUGGGACCAGGUGAUCGACCAAUGGGAAACAAUUCGGUUGACGGAAUUAGACAUUUCUUUGGUCGUCUGAGAGAGAUUAUGAAUGAUAUAAGAAGAGCUUUCAGUGGUAAUCGAGUUGAUACUAAUAUGCAAGGAAUGGGUAACACGCCAGGAAUGGGUAAUACACCAGGAAUGGAGGAAAAUCUACCUAAUUUACCUAAAUAACUAGGAAUGUUAUUUACAAUUGAAUUUCUCUCUGUACUUCCAUUUAUAUUGGAUACAUAAUGUAACUCCGUGAAUGUCAUUUUUCAAUAGUAAAAAUUGACUUUAGGAAAUAACAAAAUAAACUGAUGAUUUAACCAUUU
Messenger RNA from Tetranychus urticae (two-spotted spider mite), 994 nucleotides. RefSeq lists its product as uncharacterized. NCBI's taxonomy places the organism in Eukaryota, Metazoa, Arthropoda, Arachnida, Trombidiformes, Tetranychidae. The record is from RefSeq and is a predicted model, not a curated record.